CAACCCAGGGCUCUUGGACCCGUAGCUGCGGGUCCCCAGCCCCGCCCGAGCGCCUGCGGGUUUCCCGCCCUCCGAGGCGUCCGCUGGCCUGAGCCCUGGCGGGGACGUGGGCGGGGCGGGCGGCAUUUAAAGCGAGUGCCGCCUCCUAGGGGCAGCGGCUGGCGAUCGGCCGCGGAGGUGCGUGCAGGGUCUGCGCCGCCGCUGGUAUCUCCACCGCCAACACCUCAGCCACCACCACCGCCACCGUCACCUCCACACGCUGAGCCCCGCGCCCCGACGCCGCGCGCCGGGAUCCGCGCUCCAAGCCCGCAGCCGGCGGCGCCACCAGCCCAGCAUGCGCCAGAAAAGGUCAGAAAUUUAUUCCGUGGAGCUCAGCGGAACUAAGGACAUCGUGAGAACAGACCAGGGGGAUGACAAGGAGAAGUACAGAGGUCUGAAGAACAACUGCCUGGAACGCAAAAAGAAGAAUCAAGAAGAAGACUUCCAGAAAGAACUCCAGCUGGAUGACCACAAACUCAAUAACAGGGAAUUGGAAAAGAAAUAUGGCACAAACAUCAUUAUGGGUCUCUCCAGCACCAGAGCUGCUGAGCUCCUGGCACGGGAUGGGCCCAACUCCCUCACCCCUCCCAAGCAGACACCUGAGAUUGUCAAGUUCCUCAAGCAGAUGGUCGGGGGCUUCUCUAUCCUCCUGUGGGUGGGCGCCUUCCUCUGCUGGAUUGCAUAUGGGAUUCAGUACUCCAGCGACAAGUCUGCGUCCCUGAACAACGUGUACUUGGGUUCUGUGCUUGUCCUGGUGGUCAUUUUGACGGGGGUCUUUGCUUAUUACCAAGAGGCAAAAAGCACCAACAUCAUGUCCAGCUUCAAUAAGAUGAUCCCUCAGCAAGCUCUUGUCAUCCGAGAUUCCGAGAAGAAGACAAUCCCUGCAGAGCAGCUAGUGGUAGGGGACAUUGUGGAGGUCAAAGGAGGGGACCAGAUCCCCGCAGACAUCAGGGUGCUGUCCUCUCAGGGGUGUCGGGUGGAUAACUCAUCUCUCACAGGGGAGUCUGAGCCCCAGCCCCGCUCCUCUGAGUUUACCCAUGAAAACCCCCUGGAAACAAAGAACAUCUGCUUCUAUUCUACAACCUGCCUGGAAGGCACUGUCACCGGCAUGGUCAUCAACACGGGUGACCGCACCAUCAUUGGCCAUAUUGCUUCAUUGGCCUCAGGAGUUGGAAAUGAGAAGACGCCCAUUGCCAUUGAGAUCGAGCACUUUGUUCAUAUUGUGGCAGGAGUGGCCGUCUCCAUCGGCAUCCUUUUCUUCAUCAUCGCAGUGUCCAUGAAGUAUCGAGUCCUGGACUCCCUCAUCUUCCUCAUUGGCAUCAUUGUGGCCAAUGUGCCCGAGGGCCUCCUGGGCACUGUCACUGUGACCCUGUCACUGACAGCAAAACGGAUGGCCAAGAAGAACUGCCUGGUGAAGAACCUGGAGGCCGUGGAGACCCUUGGCUCCACCUCCAUCAUCUGCUCUGACAAGACUGGGACACUGACCCAGAACAGGAUGACAGUGGCCCAUCUGUGGUUCGACAAUCAGAUCUUUGUGGCUGACACCAGUGAAGACCAUUCAAACCAAGUCUUUGACCAAAGCUCUAGUACUUGGGCCUCCUUAUCCAAGAUAAUAACAUUGUGUAACCGAGCUGAGUUCAAGCCAGGACAGGAAAAUGUCCCCAUCAUGAAGAAAGCUGUGAUUGGAGAUGCCUCAGAAACUGCUCUUUUAAAAUUCUCAGAGGUCCUUUUGGGUGAUGUGAUGGAAAUUAGAAAAAGAAACCGCAAAGUAGUUGAAAUCCCUUUUAACUCUACUAAUAAAUUUCAGCUCUCCAUCCACGAGACGGAUGACCCCCACGACAAGCGCUUCCUCAUGGUGAUGAAGGGGGCCCCUGAGCGCAUCCUAGAGAAGUGCAGCACCAUCAUGAUCAAUGGCGAGGAGCACCCGCUGGACAAGAGCACUGCCAAGACCUUCCACACAGCCUACAUGGAGCUGGGUGGGCUGGGCGAGCGCGUGCUGGGUUUCUGUCAUCUCUACCUGCCAGCAGAUGAGUUUCCAGAAACCUACUCAUUUGACAUAGACGCCAUGAACUUUCCCACCUCCAACCUCUGUUUUGUGGGACUGUUGUCAAUGAUCGAUCCCCCUCGGUCCACCGUGCCAGAUGCAGUCACCAAAUGCCGGAGUGCAGGGAUCAAGGUUAUUAUGGUUACUGGCGAUCAUCCCAUCACAGCCAAAGCUAUCGCCAAGAGUGUGGGAAUCAUUUCAGCCAACAGUGAGACAGUGGAAGACAUUGCACAUCGCCUCAACAUCCCUGUGGAGCAGGUUAACCAACGGGAUGCCAAGGCCGCUAUAGUGACUGGCAUGGAGCUGAAGGACAUGAGCUUGGAACAGCUGGAUGAGAUCUUAGCCAACUACCAGGAGAUUGUCUUUGCCCGGACAUCCCCCCAGCAGAAGCUGAUCAUUGUGGAGGGCUGUCAGAGGCAGGAUGCCGUUGUUGCUGUGACGGGGGAUGGAGUUAAUGACUCUCCGGCUCUAAAGAAGGCAGACAUUGGGAUUGCCAUGGGCAUAGCAGGUUCUGACGCAGCCAAAAAUGCAGCUGACAUGGUCUUGCUGGAUGACAACUUCGCAUCCAUUGUCACAGGGGUGGAGGAAGGUCGCCUGAUCUUUGACAACCUCAAGAAGACUAUUGCUUACACCCUGACCAAGAACAUUGCCGAGCUGUGCCCCUUUCUGAUCUACAUCAUCGCCGGGCUCCCCCUGCCCAUUGGCACCAUCACCAUCCUGUUCAUUGACUUAGGGACAGACAUUAUCCCCUCCAUCGCUUUGGCAUAUGAGAAGGCAGAAAGUGACAUCAUGAACAGGAAACCUCGCCACAAGAAGAAGGACAGGCUGGUGAACAAGCCACUCGCCGUGUACUCAUACCUGCACAUUGGCCUCAUGCAAGCCCUGGGAGCUUUCCUUGUGUAUUUCACCGUCUAUGCGCAGGAGGGCUUUCUGCCCCACACUCUCAUUAACUUGCGGGUAGAAUGGGAGAAUGACAACGUGAAUGAUUUGGAAGAUCACUAUGGGCAGGAAUGGACAAGGUACCAGAGGGAAUACCUAGAAUGGACUGGCUACACGGCUUUCUUUGUUGGCAUCCUGGUCCAGCAAAUAGCAGAUCUGAUCAUCAGGAAGACCCGGAGGAAUUCCAUUUUCCAGCAGGGUCUCUUCAGAAAUAAAGUCAUCUGGGUGGGGAUUGCCUCACAGAUCAUCAUUGGGCUGAUCCUGUCCUAUGGUCUUGGAAGUGUCACAGCGCUGAAUUUUACCAUGCUCAGGGCUCAGUACUGGUUUGUGGCUGUGCCGCAUGCCAUCCUGAUCUGGGUGUAUGAUGAGGUGCGGAAACUCUUCAUCAGGCUCUAUCCUGGAAGCUGGUGGGAUAAGAACAUGUAUUAUUAAGACCACCUCGCUUCCCAAGUCUCCCAGCAGCACAUUGGGGUGUGCCUGUUCAUCUUCUGACCAUUCGCUGGGAGAUUCCCCUGCAGUGCAGACAUCGUCAAACUCAUACAAGAGGAAAUUUUCAUGCAGAAAACUGUAUGCAGGAUACUCACUGACGUUUUGUACUUUAAAACUGAAAUUCAACUCUUGAUAUAUGAUUUUCACUUCUGUCUCCAUCUCCUCAUUUAAAAAUAUGUACAUUUCAAGGUAAUGGCAUAGGGAAGAAUGUGUUUAUAUGUAUAUGAAGCUCCUUGAUGUUGAUAGUCUUAUGUAACCCAGAUCUUCUGGGAUCUGCCUUAAGAUCUAGCUAGGAUUGCUCAGAACUUCUUUACACACCCUACUAAAGGCUCAGUGACCACCCUAAGAUUUCUGCAACUCCCUUGAAAAGGUAUGUUUUCAUGGUCUCCUUGCUCAAAAAAGGCUAACUCAGCCAAGGGUCUGAAGUGGUAGCAGGUUCACAUCACAUCACAGCAGCACGCAUGACCUCAGCUUUGAUUCUUUUGACUCUGAGACGUCCUUCUUGAAGACCUCUGCCAUCUGGCCAUGAUAGUUUCCCUGGCCACGUCACCCCAUCCCACCUCUGGUCACCUCCCCAGCCCUUUAUGCCCCUGUCACCCUCCACCCCUAUGUCAGCUCCUCCAAAACUGAGCUCCCAGUUCAUUUUGCAUAUCCUAAUUCAAAAAUGCUCAGCUAAUCCAAGGGGGCUUUCUUCCCCAGGAUUCAACCCCAGUAGAGAGCUAUUGUAGUUUCAUUAGUAAUAUUUAUUUCUUGUAAAACAGUUGCCAGGUGCUCUCCAGCAAUAGUAUUUUGUCAGUCAUGUUUCAUGUUUUAACUUAGGUGCAUUCAUGUGUGACACACCCAUAUUGACAGGCCUGGAAAGGCCUCAUUUUUAAGUAAAAGAUGUUUUAUAAACCCA
Callithrix jacchus (white-tufted-ear marmoset) is the source of this 4409-nucleotide messenger RNA. RefSeq names its product ATPase H+/K+ transporting non-gastric alpha2 subunit (gene ATP12A). Gene Ontology annotation, cellular component: plasma membrane. Gene Ontology annotation, biological process: potassium ion import across plasma membrane; intracellular sodium ion homeostasis; sodium ion export across plasma membrane. The record is from RefSeq and is a predicted model, not a curated record. NCBI's taxonomy places the organism in Eukaryota, Metazoa, Chordata, Mammalia, Primates, Cebidae. Gene Ontology annotation, molecular function: ATP hydrolysis activity; P-type sodium:potassium-exchanging transporter activity; ATP binding.